GUACAAUAAGUCGACCUGUAGUCACUGUGGUUCUCAGGGGUCGCUGAAUGUCGCUCAGAGUGAUCCCUCCUCGUUGGUUUCCUCUCUGUGUCUCGACGUGGCGCCGCCAUGUUGUUUUGCUUCGUUGUCAGCAGAGAGCAGCAGCUGAGAGGAGCCUUAACCUGACGUGCGUCUGACCCCUCCCGUUUUCCUGCGUUGCCAUGUCGACCUUCCCAGAGUACAUCACUCAGAACGAGGAGCGUGACGGCGUACGGUUCAGCUGGAACGUCUGGCCUUCCAGCCGGCUGGAGGCUACUCGGAUGGUGGUCCCGGUGUCGACUCUGUUCACCCCCCUGAGGGAACGCCUCGACCUACCGCCGAUCCAGUACGAGCCGGUCCUCUGUAGCCGGGCCACCUGCCGCGCAGUACUCAAUCCGCUGUGUCAGGUGGACUACAGAGCCAAACUCUGGGCCUGUAACUUCUGCUACCAGAGGAACCAGUUCCCCCCGUCUUAUGCCGGAAUAUCUGAAUCGAACCAACCAGCGGAGCUACUGCCUCAGUUCUCCACCAUCGAGUAUGUGGUCCAGCGGGGUCCUCAGAUGCCACUUGUCUUCCUGUACGUGGUGGACACCUGCAUGGAGGACGAGGAUCUUCAGGCUCUCAGGGAGUCUCUACAAAUGUCCCUGUCACUGCUUCCUCCCACUGCGCUGGUCGGGCUCAUUACCUUCGGCCGCAUGGUUCAGGUCCACGAACUGGGCUGUGAGGGGAUCUCCAAGAGCUAUGUCUUCAGGGGGACCAAGGACCUGAGCGCCAAGCAGCUGCAGGAGAUGCUCGGUCUGACCAAACCUUCAGCCACUCAGGGACGAGGACCUCAACCGGUCCAACAGCCUCUGUCCAACAGGUUCCUGCAGCCGGUGCAGAAGAUCGACAUGAACCUGACCGACCUGUUGGGGGAGCUGCAGCGGGACCCCUGGCCUGUCACGCAGGGAAAGAGGCCGCUGCGCUCGCUGGGCGUCGCCAUGUCCAUCGCCGUGGGCCUGCUGGAGUGCACUUUCCCCAACACGGGCGCCCGGAUCAUGACGUUCGUGGGGGGCCCGGCGACGCAGGGUCCCGGCAUGGUGGUUGGAGACGAGCUGAAGACCCCCAUCAGGUCAUGGCACGACCUUGAGAAGGACAACGCCAAGUUCAUGAAGAAAGCCACCAAACACUAUGAGUCUCUAGCUAACAGAGCCUCCACUAACGGCCACAUCAUCGAUGUCUACGCCUGCGCCCUCGACCAGACCGGCCUGCUGGAGAUGAAGUGCUGCGCCAACUACACAGGAGGCUACAUGGUGAUGGCCGACUCCUUCAACACGUCUCUCUUCAAACAGACCUUUCAGAGGGUUUUCACCAAAGACGUCCAGGGGUCCUUCAAAAUGGCCUUCGCCGCCACGCUGGAGGUCAAGACAUCCAGAGAGAUCAAAGUAUCUGGAGCGAUCGGUCCAUGUGUCUCUCUGAGUGCUAAAGGACCUUGUGUCUCUGAGAACGAGAUAGGAACAGGCGGAACAUGUCAGUGGAAGAUCUGCGGUCUGGAUCCGAGCACCACGCUGGCUCUGUACUUCGAGGUGGUCAACCAGCACAACGCUCCGAUUCCUCAGGGAGGCCGGGGGGCGAUCCAGUUUGUGACCCAGUACCAACACUCGUCAGGACAGAGACGCAUCCGGGUCACCACCACAGCCCGGAACUGGGCGGAUGCUCAGACGCAGAUCCAGAGCAUCGCUGCAUCCUUUGACCAGGAGGCUGCGGCCAUCUUGAUGGCGAGGUUGUCUGUGUACCGAGCGGAGACGGAGGAGGGUCCUGAUGUUCUCCGGUGGCUGGACAGACAGCUGAUCAGACUGUGUCAGAAGUUUGGAGAUUACCACAAAGAUGAUCCAAACUCCUUCAGGUUCUCUGAGACCUUCUCCCUCUACCCUCAGUUCAUGUUCCACCUGCGCCGCUCUCCAUUCCUUCAGGUGUUCAACAACAGUCCGGAUGAGAGUUCAUACUACCGACAUCAGUUCAACAGACAGGACCUGACUCAGGCCCUCAUCAUGGUCCAACCUGUGCUCUACGCCUACUCCUUCAGCGGACCCCCCGAGCCGGUUCUGUUGGACAGCAGCAGCAUCCUGCCGGACCGGAUCCUGCUGAUGGACACCUUCUUCCAGAUCCUCAUCUACCAUGGAGAGACUGUAGCUCAGUGGAGGAAGGCUGGUUACCAGGAGAUGUCUGAGUAUGAGAACUUCCGACACCUCCUUCAGGCCCCGGUGGAUGAUGCUCAGGAGCUGCUCCACACUCGCUUCCCGAUGCCCAGAUACAUCGACACGGAGCACGGAGGCAGCCAGGCUCGCUUCCUGCUCUCCAAAGUGAACCCGUCCCAGACGCACAACAACAUGUACGCCUGGGGACAGGAGUCUGGAGCUCCCAUCCUGACUGAUGAUGUCAGCCUGCAGGUGUUCAUGGACCACCUGAAAAAACUGGCCGUCUCCAGCGCCGCCUGACCCAAUAAGAAACAAGCGUCGCUCGACGUCCUCCUACUCUCAGCCAAUCGGCAGCGGGCUCAGAACAACAACAAAAACAAACACAAUGUUCCUGAAGUUUCUCACAAUAAAAACAGCAGUGAUUUUUAUACUUUUACUGUAAAGGAGCAACAGGAAGUGAGAUUUACUGCAGGCUAAUCAAUAUGUUCCUUUAGUUUGUGAUUAUGUACGACAAGAGCUGCCUGUGGAAAGAGAGCAUUAUAAACAAUAUUAUUCUAUCACAGCAGAUACUUCUGUUUACCAAGAUAAAAUCUUAAUACUUCUGUUAAGCAGAUGUGAAUCGGUUUUGUCAGAAAACAAAAUAUUUAUUUUGAUUCAGUGUCCAAGUCAUCAGUAUCAACAUAACUUCUCUUAUGUCUGCCUCAAAGUGACUGAAGUUAUGAUGACUUGUCGCUGUAUUGAUCAUCUGAUACUUUGUGUUCUGUUGAUUCUCAUUUCUAUUAAAACUGAAGAGAAGUU
This is a messenger RNA of Pungitius pungitius (ninespine stickleback), 2993 nucleotides long. RefSeq names its product Sec23 homolog A, coat complex II component (gene sec23a). The transcript has 20 exons. Bases 201 to 2495 code for a protein of 764 amino acids. Gene Ontology annotation, cellular component: COPII vesicle coat; endoplasmic reticulum exit site. Gene Ontology annotation, biological process: intracellular protein transport; COPII-coated vesicle cargo loading; endoplasmic reticulum to Golgi vesicle-mediated transport. Lineage: Eukaryota; Metazoa; Chordata; Actinopteri; Perciformes; Gasterosteidae. Gene Ontology annotation, molecular function: GTPase activator activity; zinc ion binding. The record is from RefSeq and is a predicted model, not a curated record.